Formica exsecta is the source of this 1595-nucleotide messenger RNA. RefSeq lists its product as uncharacterized. Bases 1 to 1347 code for a protein of 448 amino acids. The record is from RefSeq and is a predicted model, not a curated record. Gene Ontology annotation, molecular function: U2 snRNA binding; U1 snRNA binding. NCBI's taxonomy places the organism in Eukaryota, Metazoa, Arthropoda, Insecta, Hymenoptera, Formicidae. The transcript has 5 exons. Gene Ontology annotation, biological process: spliceosomal snRNP assembly. Gene Ontology annotation, cellular component: Cajal body.
AUGAUAAACGCAGAAGGAGUCACGAUGAAGCAUCCACAUUUCCGAUUAAAGAUCGACUUGUCCAAGUUUUUCCACGAUGCGCGCCAAUUUUGCUGGAUUUUUAUUGACGGGACAAAGAUCCAGCAGAUUUUUCACAUUCAACAACACAUUAGUAAACUCUUCAGCAUCACAAAACCAUUUCAUUUAUUAUUAAAUGAUACCGAAUACUUGCCGCCAAUAGAGGAUGUGCGUAUACUUAAGGAGAAUGAAACGAUACAAGUAAUUCCUGGGUCGGGCAUAAAAAAUGAAGUUGAUAAAGCAGAAAUAUGCAAUGGUUCUAUGCAUGAUAAACAGGUCCAUACGACAAAUAUGAAAACAGGAAUAAAUACAUCUGAUGCACUGAUUGUAUCUAAUAAUACCUUGAAUGAUACGCAACCAAACUCAAUAAAUAAUACUGCAGGAAACAUGUCAUUUUACAGUAUAAUCAAUGAUACAGCGAUUGACGAUACAGAAGAAGAUACAGAUUCUAAAGUUACGGAUAACAAUUUAACAGAGGAUUGUAAUCUGACAGAUUCUGUUAUAUCUAUUUCAAAGAGAAAGCGAGUACGAAGACGAAAACCAAAAAAUCAAUCAAAAACUCAAUUUACAUUAUCCUCUAAUAUGAAUGAAGAAAACAAACCAAAGAAACCAAAAAUUAUAGAUUCUUAUAUUAUUCCAUCUGGAAAGCAUAUACGAUUUGAUAAUACAGAGAAGGAAGAGAAUGAUAUUGCGAAACAAAUAGUACAAGAAAUAUCUAGAAACGAAUCUUAUAUGAGCAAAAAUUCAUCCUCUAGAGAUUUAGGUAACCUUUUAGCAUUGAGACAAUGCUCAACGCCAGUUACAUUUGCACACAAGAAAGUAAAAAACGAUAUUAAGAUGGAAAAUGAAUUAAAUGAUGGGAUAAAAAGCAAAACCUUGAAUAAAAUUGCGGAGAACAAUAUUAGCACAGAAAAAAAUUUAAAUAAUAAAGAAAAAACACAAUGCAAUGAAAGCUGGAUGCAUAGCGAUCCAGAAAUAAUUCCAAUUAUGACUAGAAAACCACAAGUUAAAGACAUUAUUGCCUUUAAGACUUUGAAGAUUGGCGCUGAUUAUACACCUCAAUUAUCUAAUUUUAUUGUGACUGAGGUAGUAGAUUUUUGUCCACACUCUGCAAAUUAUUAUAUGAAAAUAAUCAGAGGCAAAGAAGAAGUUCAAGAUCCAGUUGGAAAGUUUUCUCUUUCAGAAGACAUAUCCGCUAGUCACUGUGACACAGAUACGUUCUUACUUAAGUCUUCACAGAUAGAAGAACCUCGUUUACUUGCCUCAUUUUCUAAGCCUUCCGUUUUAUAAACACUUGUUUCUGUUUCAUUUUAUUUAAGACGCAACUGUAAGUAUUUUAUGUUUAGCUCGUUAAUCUAUGAUUUUCUGUUUUUAUUGAAUAUUGAACUUGAUUGCUACUCGUUGCGAUUUCUCAGAUACUUAAUAUUUUUUAUUAUACUAUACUUAUAUAUAUAGAAAGAGAUACAAUUUUUUAUUUUAUAAUUAAUAUUAAAGUUAUGAUAUAAAAUAAUGUUUAGUUGAAUUAUAUGUAUGCUAUU